AUGGAAAAUAAUAAUUAUUACCCAAAUGAAAACAAUAUGAAUAAUACCAUAAAUUACAUUGGUAAUAAUAUUAAUAAUAAUAUAAAUAAUAAUAUAAAUAAUUUAAGUUAUGACAAUACUAUUUAUUUACAACAACAACAACAACAACAACAACAACAACAACAACAACAACAACUAUUACAACACCAAACAUUAAUAUUACAACAACAAUAUUAUCAACAACAAUACAAUCAACAGCUACUACUACAACAACAACAGCAGCUGCAGCUACAACAGCAACAACCAGAUCAAAUUCAAAAUGAUAUACCAUUUGCAUGGUUUUCAAAUGUACAACAAUUUUCCGAUAUAACACCAGAGAUACCAUUUCCUAAUUUUAGAUCAGAUUCAUCAAUUAAUUUAGUAAAUUCCGAAAGCUUUACCAAUACAGUAUCACUUUUAAAUUCUCAACGUAUAAUUCAACAACAAUCACCAAUUAAAGAUCUUAAUAAUGACAAUAAUAAUAAUAAUAAUAAUAAUAGCAAUAUUAUUCAAAACUCACCACAAUAUAUUAAAACCAUUAAUCAAAUGAUCAAAAAUACAAGUGUUUCACAUAUUAAAAUGAGAUCUGAUAUUCCCAAAAUUCCAACUGAUCCAUCACCAUUAUUAAAAGCAAUCUAUACCCAAGUACCAAUAUUAAAUGAAAAAGAUAAAAGAGUAUUAUCACCUAUUAAUAAUCAAAUAAACCAACCAAUCAAUAACAAUAGCAAUAGAAAUACCAACAAAUAUAACUAUAUAAAUAUUAAUAAUAAAGAAAAUGAAUUUAUCAAUUCAAAAGAUCAACACCAAACCAUUGAACACAACCAAAAUAAUAAUGUGAUUCCACCACAACAAAAACAAAAGAAAAAAGCUUUAAAAGUAACUGAUAAAAAUUUAGAUCCACAACAACAAUCGAUCGAAAUACAAGAAAAUAUUACACCAAUUCAAAAACUAUUUAAUUUAAUUUUACAAUUUUUUGAAACUGUAAAAGAUGACAAAGAACAUGCCGUUAUAAACUCUGCAUUUUUAGAAAAUAUCGGAAAAGAAAUUCAAACCUGCUCAAAAAAUGGUAUAUUAAAGGAUAUUGCACUAGAAAAAUACGCUCAGUUAAUUCAAUACUUAAUCCGUUUUUCAAAAGAAUCAAACAACAUCUCUUUGUCUUAUAGCGAAAAAGAUCAAGAUCUUCCACUUCAAUUUCAAAAGGUUGAAUUCUCUUUAGAAUGUUGUUUACUAUCUUUUAAUUUAUUAACUAUGCCAGAAAUUAGAGACCAACUAUCCGAACUACUAGAAGAUCAACUAAUCGAAAUUUUAUCAUGUAUUAAAUAUCAUACAUUUGAAAAUAUCAUUGGCCAUAUAGAUCCAUCAUUCAAAAACUAUAAAGCUCCCCCACCAGAAAAUGAUGAUAGUAACAAUAAAAAAAAGAAAUUAAAGAAAAAUAAGAAAUUAAAAAAAGAUGAUGGUACUGAAAGUAAUGACGAAAUUGGUGAAAAACAAGGCAGUGAAGAUGAUGAAGACGAUAGUGAAGAAGAUGACAAUGAUGAUGGAGAACUAUUUGAUGAUGAGGAUGAAUUCAAUGAUGAUAGUGAAUUUGACGAUGAAGACGAUGAAGAUGAAAGUAAUAAUGAAACUGGUAGUGAUGGAGAAGGAAAGAAGAAAAAGAAAAAAUCAUCCAAUAAAAAGAGAUCCAUAAAGAAAUCAAACUAUAUACCAAAAAAGAAAAGUAAAAUGAGCAAAUUUACAAUUCUUUCAAAUAAGCUUUCAGAAAUUUUAGAAAAGAUAUCAUGGCUAAUAGAAAAGAUCCCAAUUACCUUAUCAGAAUCUUUCAUCUCUCUAUUAAUAGACUUAACAAUUCCAACAUUAUUUAUUAAUGGUAUCAAUUUUAUUCAAUUGUCUGUUGUCAACGUAAUCAGAAAUAUUUUUAUUAGAUACCCAGACCAAAGACAAUCAAUUAUUGAUGAAAUUUUACCAAAUCUAUCAAAACCAAUUUUAAACUCCAAAAAAAUACACCGUUUUUAUAAAAUUUCAAAAGAUAAAUCCAUUCAAAAUAUAUCCGCUUUGUUAAUUCAAAUGGUUCAAGGUUCAAUUUCUAAGCCAUCCGAAGAUUCUCUUGCCGAACAUUGUGAAGACUCAUCAUUCUCUUUAAAAGAUGCCCAAAAAUACUCUACAAAUAUAAUUUUAUUCUUUAUCGAAAAGUGUUCAGAAAAAACAGAAGAUGGUGAAUAUCGUAUCCUCUUAGAAAACUUCAUUCAAGAUUUAAUUACUGUAUUAAACUUACCGGAAUGGCCUGCUUCAAAUCUAAUUCUUCAUUUGUUUAGUGCAACUGUAAUGCAUAUCGUAUCUCAGCAAAAGGUUGAUAGUAACUUUAGAUUAAUUUCAAUAGACUUAUUGGGCUCCAUUUUAACAAAACUAAAACAAGAAAUUAUUUAUUCAAAAGAAGAAGUUCCAUUAAACAUUUCAACUACUUUUAGCGAAAACAAGGUACAUUGUAUUUGUAAGAAAUAUGACUGUAACUCAAACUCUACCACAAUUAAAUGUUUUGAAUGUAAUAAUAUUUUUCAUGAUAUAUGUUCAAUUAGUUUUGAACAAACAAUAAAUAAACAACAACAAAAUCAGCAACAACAAAAAUAUAACUAUUAUCAACAACAACAACAACAGCAAAUAGAAAAUCAACAAUGGAUAUGUAUUGGUUGUCAAGUAAAAGAGCAAAUUAUCUCCUAUUCAAACUCAAUGUCAAUCUUACCAACAUUAGAAGAAAAAGCAUUACUAAAGAAUUCAAAGAAGAAAUCAAAGAAAUCUAUUGAAAAUGAUGAUGAUAGCAGUCCAAAUUGUGACGAUCCAUUAAAUCUAAAGAAUUUAAAGCUUUCCGAAAAAGAUAUUUAUCAACAAUUGGUUUUAAACUAUUUACAAUCUGAAUCAAAUAAUGAAAGUUGGGUAAAUACAUCAAAGAAAUUUUUAAUAAGUUCAUUUUUAGAUAAUACAAUUUCAGGUCCAACCACCAAAGAAAAUUUUUCAACUAAAAAAUAUUUUCUAUCGCAGUGGGCCAAAUUAAAAACAUCAACACCAACAAUAACAUCAGCAUCAACAUCAAUAGUUAAUACUGCUACAUUAAACAAUGACAUUCAAAAAUCAUUUAUUCCAAGCCAUGAAGAUGCAAUUAAAUUAUUAAGAAGGGUCAAUGUUACAAGUGGUACCGUUUAUCAAAUUUCAAACCAAUUACUUUAUCAUUUACUUUCAAUUUUAUUUGAUCCAUCAACUAAAGCUCGUGCUAAAGCUAUGAAAUCAUUUUCUACCAUUGUCGAAGUUGAUCCAUCAAUUCUAGCUGAUGAAAAGGUACACUCUGCCAUUAAGAAUCGUUUUAUUGAUGAAUCCAUUUCAGUUAGAGAACAUACUGUUGAUUUAAUAGGCAAAUAUAUUUUCAUCAAACCAGAACUCACAUGGAGAUAUAUAGAUUCUAUUUGUGAACUUAUUGCAGACAAAGGUAUCAGUGUUAGAAAACGUGUUGUUAAAACAUUAAACGAAAUUUGUAUUCAUCAUAUGCAACACCCAAAAAUUCCAUUUAUUUGCCGUGUAUUAGUAACAAGAGUCUCUGAUGAAGAAGCAAUUAAAGAUUUGGUAUUAAAAACUUUUCAAGAUUUAUGGUUUAGCGAGAAAUUUUACGAAACCAAUGAUCAUCUAUCAUCAUCAAAUAAUCCAGAAGUUAUUAAAGUUAAACAAAUUAUAGAGGUAUCAAAACAACUAGAUAAAGAUGAUUGGUUUAUUGAUUUAAUUCAAAAGAUGCUAAAUAAAUCAACUAGUGGUACAAUUAAAAAGGGUGACUCCAAAAAGAAAUUAGGAAAAGAACAUGAUGAAAUAGUUAAAAUGUCAAAUAAGAUUUGCUCAACUCUAAUCGAAAUGUUGGUUAGUUUAGAUGAAAAGAAAUCUAAAAAUACAUUAGAAUAUACUGGUAUUUUUAAAACUUUAAAUAUUUUUUGUAAAGUUAAUCCGCAAUUCCUUCGACCAUUUGCUUCAUUUUUACAUCCUUAUUUAAAAACAAAUAAUGACCAAAUUAUAAAAUAUGAAGAAUCAGAUAAUUUUAUUUUUAUUACAAAUAUUUUAGAAAAAACUUUACCACUAUUAGAAAACUGUGAUUUAAAUUUUUUACGUCAAUUAGAAGAUGAUUUAAUUUUACUAAUAAGCAAACAAGGCUCAUCAAUUAUUCAAUCAAGUGUCAAAUGUUUAUGCAAAGUGGUUGAGCAUUGUAGUUAUAACUAUGAUAUGAUUAAAGAACAAAUAUCAAAGUAUAUUUAUAUACUCCAAACUUGCCAAACUAAAACAAAAAAUGAAAUUCUCCGUGCUCUCUAUACUGUAGGUCUAAUGAUGCGUCAUUUUAAUUUCGAAAAGUAUGGUAUCUCUAGUGAGACUUUAAAAAUCAACUUUAAGCCUCGUAAUGUCAUCAACUCUUUAGUGCCAUUAAUCACACGUUUAUUCACAUAUGCCAAAGAUAAAGAUGUAAUUUCCAAAUCAUUAGAAUCAAUUGGUAAUAUUAUUAUUUCAACUCCAAGAAUUUUAAACAAAGAUCUCAUCAAAGACGUUUUAGUUAAAUCCUUUUCACCAUCUCAAGCCGAGCCAAAAAUUAAAGAGACUGUAAUGAAUUUAUUUUAUAAUCUAUUAGAAAGAGAAAUGAAAAAAUUAAAGAAAUUUUCACCAAAUAAAAAAGAUGAUAAAAAAUCAAACUCUACAAAAAAGAAAUCAACAAAGAAGCAGCAACAAAAGCAACAACAAUCAGAUGAAAGUUCAAACGAGAGUGGUACUGAUAACGAAAAUAAUGAUCAAGAUGAUAGCGAAAGUGAUGAAAAAUCGCCAAUUAAAAAAGAAAUUAUUUCGAUGAAUGUAGACGAAGACUCUGAAUCAUUGGUAACCUCCGUUCAAAAAUAUUUCCCAUCAAUGAUCAAAUAUUUAUUAGAACCAGAAGAAUCUGUUAGAUUAGCCUCAAUUUCAACCAUUGAACUAGUUAUCAGACAAGGAAUUUUAAAUCCUUUAGAUAGUGUACCAUACAUUAUUGCUUUAUUAACAGAUCCAAACCAGCGUAUUGCCGAUUUGGCCUAUUCAACUUUAGAAUCAUUAAAUCAAAAGCAUACCUCAUCAUUAUUUAAAAGAGUUAAUGAAUCUAUAAAAUUAACAUUUAAAUUUCAUCAAGGUUUACCAAAUUCAAAUUUAACUACAAAUAAACAUAAUAAUAAUGUUAUUAAAGGAAUUUCUAAAUUUUAUUUAUUAUUUAAAAAUUCAAAAUCAAAUAGAACAAGUUUCCUUACAUCAAUUUCAUCAAACUUUGAUACACUAAAAGACUAUAGAUACAAAGAAUUGGCUUACUUUAAAUUUAUCUUUGAGAUUUUAGCAACAUUGCCAUAUGGUAAUAUGGACGAAGUUAUUGUUGUUAUCAAUACAAUUGACAAAAUCGUAUCUUUAAAUGCCAAUUUCAUCCUCACCAAACUUCAAUCAUGGUUUAACAAUUUAAAUAAAGAAGAAGAAUCAUCCAGCUCUAAAAAGAAAUCAACGUCCACUACCUCUGCCACAGGUAGUUCCGAGCAAAAAGCAUUAUACAAAAACUUUGUUAUGACGAUGGUUAUAAGCUAUAUGUUGCAAUUAAAGAAAUUUAUUUUGAAGACAUAUUCAAUUACAAAAGAAAGAAUGAAGUCCUAUUUAGAAAGCGAAUCUAAAGACUCUGAUAAAUUAGUUACCACUUUUAACGAAUCAAUUACUCUCACCGAAUCAAACUAUCCCCUAUCCCCACUUCCACUAGAAUCUGAUCUUCAAUCAAAUACAACUAUUCAAAAAUCAAUUUUUACAGACUUCAAAUCACUGUUAAAAGAUGAUGAUAUGGACGAAUUUUCAAUCAAAACAAAAACCAAAUCUGAUGAAUCAGGUGCAGCUUCAAAGAAAAGAAAACCACGCGAACCAAAAGAACCAAAACCAAGCAAACCUGCUGCUAAAACAAAUAGGAAAAAGAAAAACAAAGUUUCUUCAGAAGAAGAAUAA
Molecule: messenger RNA, 6030 nt
Organism: Dictyostelium purpureum
Lineage: Eukaryota; Evosea; Eumycetozoa; Dictyosteliales; Dictyosteliaceae
Exons: 4
Coding region: 1-6030 (2009 amino acids)
Biological process (GO): establishment of mitotic sister chromatid cohesion; establishment of protein localization to chromatin; regulation of gene expression
Cellular component (GO): Scc2-Scc4 cohesin loading complex
Molecular function (GO): chromatin binding
Source: RefSeq, a predicted model, not a curated record